This is a messenger RNA of Oncorhynchus keta (chum salmon), 1868 nucleotides long. It is a transcript of the gene miip, whose product is annotated as migration and invasion inhibitory protein. The record is from RefSeq and is a predicted model, not a curated record. Gene Ontology annotation, biological process: negative regulation of cell migration; negative regulation of G2/M transition of mitotic cell cycle. NCBI's taxonomy places the organism in Eukaryota, Metazoa, Chordata, Actinopteri, Salmoniformes, Salmonidae. The transcript has 9 exons. The coding region runs from base 309 to 1631 and encodes 440 amino acids.
CAUUAGCCAAUCAAAUGGCUUGUAUGCUGAUACGUUGUUAUGGAGUUAAAGUCAAACUGAAAACAUAGAAGACUGAUCAGACUUGGAUUAUGUUUGUUUAUAAAUGAUUGAACAUAUAUGAUAUUGAACAUAUAUGAUAUAUUUUAAAACUUGUAUGAAAUAGCCAGCGAAUUUUCAAAAAAGAUGUGUCUUCUGAAUUGGCCAAGACUGGCUCUUUGCUCUUAACGUAACGUUGCUUUUAGUCUAGCUAGCUAAAUUAGUUUAGUAGCUAGAUAUCUAACGUUAGCCAGCCCUCUGUUCAGUAGCGAAUGGCCUCGACCGAACGGUUGAGUGCAUUGCGAGAGCGCAACAAAGACUUGUUGAUGCAAUUGAGGCACCAAACCGAAAGUUUGUUGACUAUCACCGGCACCAAAGGAAGCUCGGAGAAUGAUUCAAAUCGGACAGUACAAAACACAACGAAAAAGCCAGGUCAGAAUAAAGAAAAAAGUCCCCAUACAGAGAACAUGGUGACCCUGAUAGAUGGUGACUUAGGCACUGCUAGGUCUGCUCUCAGCAAACCUACUGUACAGUUCAAGGAGAGAGACGACACGGAAACACAGGCAACAGCACCACUGAGAACUGAAGGUGAGGCAGUGGAAUCUGUGAAUGUCACCCUCUGUCAGACCUCUACACCAUAUUUCGUCACAGGAACCAAGCUUAAACCAGGCCAAGCUACAGAACACUCUACUGUUUACACAGGAUUUCUUCAAGGCAAAGGCCGUCCUGCAACUCUUGUCAGAUCACUGGAUAUUAGGAGGCCCUAUACCAGGCCUAUUUACUAUAAUCAGGAGAAUGAACAGAGGGAGGUGGGUAAAUUCACAUUCCAAUCCUCUGGACUGGAGCAAACAUCAGCCUCCGACAGACAACGUAUGCAGCCUUUACUGGGCUAUGACUGGAUAGCAGGGAUUGUGGAUGCAGAAAACUCCUUGACGGAGCACUCGGAGCAGUUCUUCAGUGAUCUGCGCACUUUCCGACAGGUCAACAGAGAUGAGUGUGUCCACAGCCAACAAGCAGGAUUAUCUGAAGAGGACCUUUCACCCCCACCAUUGUCAAUAGAGAAGGAAGACCAACAGCACACCAUGGACACUCACCAGUGUACGUUCUGUUACAGGAUCAACAGCCGACUGUUCCCAACCCCGUUGGAUUCUCAGGAGUCAUGCCCUGUGUGUAAGAAGCCCAAAUACAAAAUCCCCCACACUGCGGCUGAGCCAGCCUUUAUCAGGGUCAGCAUCCCGCGCUCCACACUGUUGCCAGCAUACAAGUACAAAGCCCAUCGGAGGUGUAGCUUCGACCCCUCCGACAGCCUGGGUCUACCAUCGCACUGUCUGUCAGGCUGGUCUAACACAGUCCCCAGCACUGGGCCCCAGCUCAGCAGCCUGGAUCUGAGGAGCUCUGUGGACACGAAGGCGGCAAGCUGUGGCAUCCCCUCUGCACAGCCACAGUCUAAGAAGUUUCUGGAUUUCUCAGUGUCCAGAGUGUCUGGCAGUCAGCGUUCUGACCAGCUGCUUGACGUGUCUCGUUUGGCCCGCUACCGUUUCCAGCGCCUGCCUGCCAACAGCAAACCACACAGCCCGUCCUACCCUGUGUUCUGACAACCUAACAGCACUAUAAAACCUGUGUAGUAUUAUGAUUUCAUCUUUUUACAUGAAUUAAAUCUUUAAUAAUGAUGACGAAUUAAACCUCAGCAGUUUUAACGUAGGAUUAUCAUUGUGCCUAUUGAAUCAUUAAUGUAUCGUAAUUUUCUAUCAUACAGUUAUAAUGUGUUAAGUACUUGAUUUUCAUUUUGAUGAGGUACAGAUUGUAUUAAAGGUGCAAUAUGCAGAACUCGC